ACAAUCGAUCCCUUUCAGUCUCGAGUUUCUUUCGAGCAAAGCCAACCAUGCUGUUCCACGUGACCUAUAGGGGAGUUCUCACGGUGAUUUUAGCCCUUCAGAUGGUUUGUUCGCAACCGGAGGAGGCGUUUCCAAAUAUUUUAGGAGGCAUCGAGAAUGUUGCGAACACUGCCUCCAAUUUUCUGACGGGACUCAUGCAACGACAGAAAGCACUGAUACACCGCGUGACGGACACGGCCACCGACUACCUUACCAGCGCAGUGGAGAAGCCUAAGACCCUGUUGAUAGACGCCACCAGAGUCACCACAGGCUAUAUCGACAGUGCAGCUUCCAAGGGCCUGGAAUUCAAGCUGAGAAGAGUUUUGGAGAAGUUUCGUGCCAGGAUGCCAUAUGGUAUACCAGAACUGGAUAUUCCACCUUUGGAACCGCUUCACCUUGACCAUAUCGACAUCGAGAUCGAUAAUCCUGACAUAGGGAACGUGUCUCUCAUCAUAGAUGACUUAAACCUGCACAAUCUGUCGACCUUCGUGAUCAACAAGGCGAAACUAUCGCUUAUCGGGCCGACUAUUACAGCCAACGUGACCAUCCCACGAAUCCACGUGGAGGGCUUUUACAAUAUAUCCGGGAUGCUCGGAAAAAUGGUCGCACUGAACGGUUCUGGCCCCUUCCAGGCGAACGUAUACGACUUCCAGUUGUACGUGAACACUAUGCUAGGCUUUUCGAGAGGAGUGUACCUGAAGACCUUCGACAUAGACUUCUCGCUGAAGUCCAUGGACGUCGCUCUGGAGAACUUCAUGAACGACGAAGAAUUGAGCUCCGUAAUGAGCAAAGUCUUUCAAGAACUGACACCCAAGGUGGUGGACGUCAUUAAGCCGGACGUACUUCCCGGUAUCAGAAGCUAUAUAGGAAACAGAAUUAACGAGACCAUUCACGACCUCACCAUAAGGGACGUAAUUAGCGUACUUGUGGGCCACAACGAAAUUCGAGAGUUUGCUGAUCUCUUAGUGCCUUAGUAUUAACAUGAAAACGUACUUAAUUCGGACUAAUAUUUAAUUGAAAAGAAACAAAAUUCUUCGAACUAAUAAC
This is a messenger RNA of Habropoda laboriosa, 1086 nucleotides long. RefSeq lists its product as uncharacterized. The record is from RefSeq and is a predicted model, not a curated record. The transcript has 6 exons. Bases 48 to 1013 code for a protein of 321 amino acids. NCBI's taxonomy places the organism in Eukaryota, Metazoa, Arthropoda, Insecta, Hymenoptera, Apidae.